AUGUCCUCAGUCAGGCUCCCACAACUCCUCCUCUCCGUCUGCCUCGCCCAGCCCUCGCCCGAGCCGGUAUCGAUGCUGCCUCUCUUCCUCUCCCUCGCCGCCGCAUCCUCCGUGAAGCUCGAAGACGGCGUCGCUGUCCUCACGCCGGACAACUUUGACGACUGGGUCAAAGCGCAAGAGUUUGCGCUCGUCGAGUUUUACGCGCCAUGGUGCGGCCACUGCAAGUCGCUCGCCCCCGAGUGGGCGGCGGCCGCCAAGAAGACGCGAAAGUACUGCCCGCUCGCCAAGGUGGACGCUGACGAGCACAAGUCGCUCGCGGAGCGCUUUGACGUCAGCGGCUACCCCACGAUAAAAACAUUCAAGAAAGGGGAGGCGAGCGACUACGAGGGCCCGCGAGAGGCCAAGGGCGCGCGCAUCAUCUCGUUCGCUAAAGAGCUGGCGGGCAAGGCCGCAGACGCGGCCAGCCCGAUCGAGCGGAUCAAGAGUGCAGACGUCUCAAGCUUGGCCUUCCCGGCGGUGCUCUACUUUCCGUCCGGCGCCACGGCGCCCUCGGCGACGAUGGCCAUCCCGAGAGAUCGGAAGCUCUUCACGGAGGAGGCGCUCGGUGAGUGGCUCGGCCAGCAGGCUAAGUGA
This is a messenger RNA of Emiliania huxleyi CCMP1516, 633 nucleotides long. RefSeq lists its product as hypothetical. Bases 1 to 633 code for a protein of 210 amino acids. Gene Ontology annotation, molecular function: protein disulfide isomerase activity. NCBI's taxonomy places the organism in Eukaryota, Haptophyta, Isochrysidales, Noelaerhabdaceae. The record is from RefSeq and is a predicted model, not a curated record. Gene Ontology annotation, biological process: protein folding; response to endoplasmic reticulum stress. Gene Ontology annotation, cellular component: endoplasmic reticulum. The transcript is spliced from 7 exons.